CUGCUGACAAAAUGACGCGACCCAAGCAGCUCCAGCAACAGCACAAGAUCGAACCUCGCCGACAAUUGCAGCUGCAGUUGCUGCUGCUGCUGCUGUUUGUGUUGCUGCAACUGUUGCCCGCAGUUGAAGCACGGCCGCAGCAACAGUUGCUGCUGGAGGCGGUGCAAUCGGAGACAAUAGCAACAGCAGCAGGCGCAACAACAGGAGCAGCAACAGCGCCAGCUCUCAACGAUCCUUCGGAUCUCAGCGCUGGCCUCAAUCUGUUGCCCGUGAGCAAUUGGAUUGCGGCUGCCGCCAAUGCUGAGCCGCCGGCGCCCGCUCAAUUCGUGCGCAUCGCCAUGAACAGCGGACUGUGAGACGCCGCCGCCGGCCGACAGAUGGCGCCAGCUGCACUAUCAAAUACUCAACUUGUGUUUAAAUUAACCUAAUGUCCCUUUAUUUUUUUUUUU
This is a messenger RNA of Drosophila montana, 449 nucleotides long. RefSeq lists its product as uncharacterized. The record is from RefSeq and is a predicted model, not a curated record. Lineage: Eukaryota; Metazoa; Arthropoda; Insecta; Diptera; Drosophilidae. The transcript has 2 exons. Bases 12 to 356 code for a protein of 114 amino acids.